This is a messenger RNA of Didymodactylos carnosus, 549 nucleotides long. The record is from the annotation of a GenBank genome assembly. Lineage: Eukaryota; Metazoa; Rotifera; Eurotatoria; Philodinida; Philodinidae.
AUGACUACCCAACGUGAUAAAUCAUUAGCAGCAACAUCAUUAAAAUUAGAUAAAAAUGAAUCCAAAAGAAAGGAUUGUAUCCAAAGCAAACCACCAUUGUCAUUACAACAGCAUGUUAGAGCAGGAAGUAAAAAUCAGUCAUCAUCGUUCAAAGGCUUGUAUAUGCGGCCGACUAAACGACAAUCUUCAUCACAAUUGAUUAAAAUAGAUACAACAUGGAAACCUUCCGGUGUUUAUAAAUCUGUACAAGUUGACGAAGAUGACGAAUCCAAAUCCAAGCAAUUCAGAACAUCUACGACAGAAUCUAUACUACUAAAUUCACGAUCUGAUCCAGAAUUUAAACGAUCCAACAAUAAAGGAAUCUCCUGGAAACCUGCUGGCCCUCCGAAACGUCAACCAGUUCGUUAUUUCGAUCAGCCUUCAUUAAGAUGGUCUAAUAAAGAAGUAAUAGAAUCAAUGCCUGACAUUUUACGUAUGCGAAAUGCUCCGAUGCGUCGUUCUCCUGAUAAGAAAAAUGACGAAAAAGAUCGACUGAAACAACGCUCAUAG